Pelobates fuscus (common spadefoot toad) is the source of this 1181-nucleotide messenger RNA. RefSeq names its product actin maturation protease (gene ACTMAP). The record is from RefSeq and is a predicted model, not a curated record. The coding region runs from base 160 to 1065 and encodes 301 amino acids. The transcript has 7 exons. Lineage: Eukaryota; Metazoa; Chordata; Amphibia; Anura; Pelobatidae.
CCCAGCCAGCAUAACAUUAUCAGUAUAUUAUUGUGGGACCUAUUUACUAAACUCUCAGAUUAAAACCUCAUUAGCAAAAUGUAGAGUAAAAUAACUCAUCUACAAAAUGCCAAUUGGUGACAGCUCGGUGGUAGAAUUCAGGACUGUGUAUGUAUAUAAAUGAAUAAAGGAUCCAUGCCAGGUGAAGAUGGAGAUAAUUCUGCUCCCAGACCAAUCCCCCCUCCUCCGCUACCUCCACCUGUCCAAUUGCCCCCUGCCCCACAAUCUGACGUAAAAAGCAAGUUCUAUAAGAAGGUGGCCGAGAACAGUGACCCAUCAGCUGGAGAAUGCAAUGAGUUGAAAAGGAUGAUCAAAAACCGUCAGAGCAGGUUCAGUGAGGAGUUAAAAUGGCUGCUUUAUAACCAGCAUGUGCCGUCUCUGAUCCAGGAAGGACCCCAGUGUGGAUUGGUGGCUCUGUGCAUGGCCGGGAUGUUACUGGACAUCAAUAAUGACAUAUCGCUUGGCAGAAUUGUUGAAGUUGCCGUCAGCCGAGGUUAUACAGCUCAGGGGGAGAUGUUCUCAGCCGCUAAUAUGCGCCAUCUGGCCGAGGAGAUGUUUGGCUGUCAGUGUGAACUUCUCACGGGGGGGAUGGAAGGAGAGAACAGAAUCCGAAUCCUGCACCAGCUGACUGCUGGCCGGCCUGUCCUCAUACCAUAUGAUGAAGACUUUAACCACGAACCGUGUCGGAGAGAUGGCCACCGGGCUCAUUGGGCAGUCGUGUCAGGUGUCUUGUUUGGAAUGAAGAACGGGUCCUUCCGGCCUGACCACGACUUCCCUGGAUUGUAUUACCCAACACCUGACUCUUGUGUCUUGGAAUGUGACGAUAUUCAGGAGACCUACCUCGUAGCCAAACAAGGAAAGAGCAUCCGAUACCAGCUGUGGUCUUACGAGUCAGUUAGUCAGAGUAAUGGACAGCUCCUACAUCUCGACCCUAAGAGAGCCAGUGAUGGCACAGUUUAUGUGCUGCCCAAGGGUGGCGUAGCCGCAGGGCUCUGUGGACAGGUUGUGCUUCUAAAACAGCACUGAAGUAAAAAUCUGUAAGUUGUGAGAAUCUGUGAAUGCUCCUCUCCGAAUACCUCAAUGUCUUCCUCACUGGACAACAGCAGAUCUCCAAAACUUUUCCUGGACAACUUUCUAUUUCA